Messenger RNA from Carassius carassius (crucian carp), 3856 nucleotides. Its product is annotated as mannosyl-oligosaccharide 1,2-alpha-mannosidase IB-like. Gene Ontology annotation, biological process: carbohydrate metabolic process; N-glycan processing. The transcript is spliced from 14 exons. The record is from RefSeq and is a predicted model, not a curated record. Bases 960 to 2897 code for a protein of 645 amino acids. NCBI's taxonomy places the organism in Eukaryota, Metazoa, Chordata, Actinopteri, Cypriniformes, Cyprinidae. Gene Ontology annotation, cellular component: Golgi membrane; endoplasmic reticulum; extracellular exosome. Gene Ontology annotation, molecular function: calcium ion binding; mannosyl-oligosaccharide 1,2-alpha-mannosidase activity.
AGAGGAGGAGUAGCUGGUGCAGUAACAACAUCCUGGAUAUUGGAGCCUGGCGGCGCACACUUGCACACGGCUGCAGAAAUAAAGGAGGACCCAAGACGUAAGGGAGGCGGCGGUGGUAGUCGCAAACGAUUCACAGACAUGAACGUGAACUUGGCAACUUUCAGGCACUAAUUGUGGAUUUAUGGUCUAUGGCGCGGAUUUAUCCCGAGGCACCGACAAGGUGAUGCAGCAGCGGCAGGACGGGAUCAGUCCGCUACACGGCUGCCUGCUGAAUGCCUUUACUGGAGGAAAAAGGCGCAGCACACGUCCAGCGCAGGCCUGCUUGAUCCUUUAUUAAAAUAAGACAGUAUGUAGAGAGGAUCAUCUAGCGGCUGGGAAACACCCGUGGUUUACUUUCAUUAUUGUAUCGGCUCUCCGGUUCAGAGUCGCUGCCACGGCAUCAAGCGGAUCAGGCCUGGGCUGAACCACCGGGCGCGCUUCGCGAUAUUAUUUACCGUUCAAAGAGCACUAAUGAGACGGGAACUUUUAUCGUUAACACGGAUAACGAAAGCACGCCUCGUGCUGUAACAUUGUGUUUACCAUCCGCUUGGCCAGAUUUCUUUACGUUUACAUAUGUUGUUUUCUUAUCAAACUGCUUUCCCCUGUCGAUAACAGAUCGUUGUAUUGCUAGUUUAAGAUAAACAGUUCGCCUAACGGGAGGUUAGGGUGGACGUGAAGAUAACGACUCGAACCAACCCGUUCUGACCCACAGAAGCUUUCGGAUCAAAGCGAGGAUCAUGUAUCAGAAUGAUGAAAAGACCCUCACGAGCAAGUGGAAUCAGCUGUGAUCUACGGGACAACUCUAUUUCUAAGAGAUAAGCAGACAUUCGGCAGUAAAGCUCCACAAUGAGAUAAUAGUGUGGCUUACGCAAAAACGACCUUGACACUUAUCCCUCCAUAUUUCAGUUCUUUAUUAAAAUAUGACCACGCCGGCUCUAUUGCCGCUAUCGGGACGUAGGAUACCUACCCUCUCGCCAGGUGCCUCCUCAUUCCCCCAUCACAGAGCCACCUUAAGGCUCUCAGAGAAGUUCAUCCUCCUCCUCAUCCUCAGUGCCUUCAUCACCUUGUGCUUCGGAGCGUUUUUUUUUCUCCCGGACAAUUCCAAACACAAGCGCUUUGACUUUGGUUUGGAGGACGUGUUGAUACCGCACAUCGAAUCAGAAAAGGAGUCGAGGCACAGCAGCAGACAGGUCAUACAUGGCGUAGGAGGUCAUGACGAGCAUCGGCACAGGGAAGAAGAGGAGAGCCUUCGUGACAAGAUCCGUGCAGAUCAUGAGCGUGCACUGCAGGAAGCCAAGGAAAAGCUCCGCAAAUCCAAAGAGGAGCUGAAGGCAGAGAUCCAGACAGAGAAGACCAAGGUAGCCGAGGACCUGAAGAAGAAAGAUGGACCCAAACCAUUGCCUCCUGUACCUAUGCCCAAACUGGUAGGGGUCAGUGACGGUGACCCAGGGGAUCCUGACACCAAGGAAAAGAGGGACAAAAUCAGAGAGAUGAUGAAACAUGCAUGGGACAGCUACAGGCAAUACGGCUGGGGCCACAACGAGCUCAAACCCAUCGCCAAGAAAGGACAUUCCACCAAUAUCUUCGGUAAUUCCCAGAUGGGGGCCACUAUAGUAGAUGCCCUGGAUACCCUUUACAUAAUGGGCCUCCACGAUGAGUUUAAGGAUGGCCAGGAGUGGAUCGAGCAAAACUUGGAUUUCAGUGUGAAUGCAGAAGUAUCAGUCUUUGAGGUCAACAUCCGCUUCAUUGGAGGGCUUCUGGCUGCAUACUACCUCUCUGGACAGGAGGUUUUUAAGUUGAAGGCUGUCCAGCUGGCAGAAAAACUGCUUCCUGCCUUCAACACCCCAACAGGCAUCCCUUGGGCCAUGGUCAAUUUGAAGAGUGGAGUGGGCCGUAACUGGGGCUGGGCUUCAGCUGGAAGCAGUAUUCUGGCUGAAUUUGGGACGCUGCACAUGGAGUUUGUGCACCUGACAUAUCUGACUGGAAACCCUGCCUACUAUCAGAAGGUGAUGCACAUACGGAAACUGUUGGCUAAAAUGGACAGACCCAACGGGCUUUACCCCAACUACCUGAACCCACGCACAGGACGCUGGGGCCAGCAUCACACCUCAGUAGGUGGACUGGGUGAUAGUUUCUACGAGUACCUGUUGAAGGCCUGGAUAAUGUCUGAUAAAACGGACACAGAGGCACGCAAGACCUAUGAUGAUGCCAUCGAGGCUAUCGAGCGCCACCUCAUCCGGAAGUCCAACGGUGGCCUUACUUUCAUUGGCGAGUGGAAAAACGGGCACUUGGAGCGUAAGAUGGGUCACCUGACUUGCUUUGCUGGGGGCAUGUUUGCCCUGGGGGCUGAUGGGUCGCCGGAUGAUAAAGCUGGACACUAUCUGCAGCUCGGAGCAGAGAUUGCACACACCUGCCAUGAAAGCUACGAUCGCACUGUGCUGAAGCUCGGUCCAGAGGCCUUUAAGUUCGACAGUGGGCUGGAGGCAGUGGCUGUGAGACAGAACGAGAAAUACUAUAUCCUGAGGCCUGAGGUCAUCGAGACGUACUGGUACAUGUGGAGAUUUACCCACGAUCCCAAAUACAGGCAGUGGGGCUGGGAAGCUGCGCAGGCUAUAGAUAAAUACUGCCGAGUAAGCGGAGGAUUCUCUGGUGUUAAAGACGUCUACUCCUCCAACCCCACCUACGAUGAUGUCCAGCAAAGCUUCUUCCUGGCUGAAACGCUCAAGUAUCUCUAUCUACUUUUCUCCAGCGAUGAGCUGCUGCCUCUUGAGAACUGGGUGUUUAACACAGAGGCCCAUCCUCUGCCCGUCCUGCACCUGGGCAACAUCACCCUGCCUGGCAGCGAGACCCAGCGGUAGAGCGGACUCACCGGGGGGGCGCUCUCCCCCUCGCUCGCCCCUUUUCUAAACACCUCCCUCCUUGUGAAAGACAGCAGCUGCCAGUGCAAAGGAGAGGAAUGAACUGUACCUCCCGGACUGUGAAUCAAGGGACUGCAGUGAACGGAAGAGACCAGAACAGACCCAUCUCUCUUUAUCUAUGUCUCUCUCAUAUAUUCUCUGAAGGACAGACUGCUGGAUUGAUCGUGUCUCUCUCUCUCUCUUAUGGCCGCUGGUCUGACAUGUCCGUACACACUGUACACGCAUUAGCAGACUAAAUGACCCUCUGAAAUAGAGGUGUGUUUCUCACUUGGGGAAGGAUUUUAACAAGUUCAUUUGUUCUUUUUUUUUUUUUUUUUUUUCUCUCCAAUUUGGCGGCAUUUCAUAUCAUCAGCUCAGUGCUAAACCACUUCAAAAUGAUGGAUAAAUGGUUCUCUGACCAGACCGCUUUCAGAGUAUUUCUCUUUCUGAGCUGGGCUCCUGGAGAUGCCAGAUGUUGGAUGUGACCUCCUGUGAAAUCCUUCUCCAGCCGAGGCUGAAUUUAGGCCAGAAGCACCCAGGAAUGUUCUUUUCUCCAGCAUUUCUCUUUAAACAGUCUCUCCGGUGUCUCUCUAAGGUUUUCGGGUAAAAAUGGACAAAUGCUGCUAUCGAACAGUUGCUGUCUGUGACACAGUCACCACCGUCAUUCCAGAAACCUGCGUUUUCUGCAUUGUUCCAUUCCCAUCUUUUUUUUUUUUUUUUUCAUCCAUUGUGAAUGCCCAGAAUGUCAUUCAUACUGCAUUCUGAAAUACAGAUGGACUGAUGGUUGAUUUUGCAACACUUGAGUAACUGUAACUUGUGGGUAAAAGUCACGGUGCUUUAGAUGCUAAUGCUCAUGGCCAUCAUCAUUUGUUUUCAUUUGUCGAUAGAUCAGACCAGAUUCUUUCAACAGCCAAGAUUUA